Messenger RNA from Malassezia globosa CBS 7966, 4401 nucleotides. RefSeq lists its product as uncharacterized. Gene Ontology annotation, cellular component: intracellular anatomical structure. The transcript has a single exon. Gene Ontology annotation, molecular function: helicase activity; ATP binding; RNA binding. The record is from RefSeq and is a predicted model, not a curated record. Lineage: Eukaryota; Fungi; Basidiomycota; Malasseziomycetes; Malasseziales; Malasseziaceae. Bases 1 to 4401 code for a protein of 1466 amino acids.
AUGGCGCCUCGCAAGAAGAAUGCAGCCAUCAAAUCGAGUGGCGCCAUGUCUUCAAAAGCGGCGCCACUGCCGGACUGGGUCAAGGGCGGCGGUGCCAAACCACCGCCACCGACAGGUACGAACCGUGAUGGAACAGCACAGCUAUUUCCCCCGCGGUACAAAACACCUCUAAACAUUAUGUAUGAGCGGAUCCAAAAGAUGCCAGGCUGGCUCAAGCCUGAAGUUGAGCCACUCCAUCGUAAGGACGGAUAUACAUGCGCCAUAACUUUGCGUAAAGAGAACAAGCAGGAAAAGUCUAACCCUUUCACCAUUCGUAUGGAGCCGAAAGAGCCCGGAGCUCGACUUAGGUGUGAAACCAGUCUGCAUGCAAAACACUGGGGUGCUACGUAUGUCUUAUUCCGCCUCUUCAAUAAUCUCGGCUUGCAUCGUGUAUUGCCGCCAGGUCCUCGUGAGUACUGGAUGCAGCUUGAGGAGGUGAAAGCGCAAUCACCAGACCACGAUAGCUGGAAAUGGGCUGCGGAUCCAUUUGAUGCUAUUGCAAAACGCGAUGCUGAGCGUGAAGUUCGCGAAAAGGAGCGCGCAGCUCGCGAAGCAGCACGAAAUGAUCCCACAAAGAAGCCACUCAGCAAGGCUUGGCAGCGUGCUAUGGAAGUCCGUAUGGCGCCCGAGCUUCGUGAUUUCGUGGAAGCAACGAUCCGCGCUCGUAUGACCGACGUGCCAGCUGUGGAGGUGGAUGGACUAGACUCUUCUAUGCAGGGAAUGAGUAUUGAUGUUGAUGCAAGGGAACUUGAGCAUGAGCUGGCAUCACUUGGCGUCCGACCAGGGUACAUUCGUAGGAUUGUUUCUUGGCUUCAGGAUGCCAGAGCCAAGUAUGCCACACCUGCAGCUUGGCAGCAGCUUCGGUUGUCCCAUCCUUUGUUAGCCUCGAUUCUCGCACUGCCUAACAAGGAGGCUGCUGUCGAAUAUCUUGUCUUGUACACUCCCGAGCAAGAUUUGCCCGUAAAGCUUCGCCCCACCGCCACCUCCGAGUCGUUCAUCAAAAGUGCUGCGAGUGGUGGUGGCCAGGAUGCUUUAGUGGAUCGUUGGACCAUCGACAAGUUUUCUAAAAGUGCCGGAUUUCCCCGUGAGAAUGUUGCCCAAGCUAUCGAGGCUGUGCGCGAAUCGGAUCAACAGCUAUCUAAUACUGCACGGGAAGGUGUCGUGCUCGAUUUACUGCUUCGCAAGCUCCUAGGCCAGCAUGCGCCGGUAUCGUCCCUUGUCACGUGCGAUCCUCGACCUGAUGAUGAUUUGACACAAAAGCGGCACGAUGAACGAGUCAUGCUUGCAGCUUGUUUGGGUGACGAUAUGCUGCAGCCUGUGCCUGAGCAGGAUGCCAUUACGUCGGAUGACUAUGAUAUCUGCCUAGGCACAUUCGAAAAGGAUAAAGUAUUCUUACGCGUUUCGCCCUCGCAUCCUGCAUCACGUUAUCUCGCAAACAGUGAAGCAUGGCCUAGUGUCUAUGUAACGAGUCCCACACUGCCAUCUUUCUUACGUCUAGCUCUUACACGACAUGCGCUGCAAUGUUUACAGGGCCAGCGCUCUGAUAUCAAAGAAGCACUUGAUUUAUGUGAGGGUGGCGUGUUGUUCCUCUUGUGUGAAGAGCUUAGAGAGUGCAUUCCAGCCUAUGUGCGAGACCCGCCACCCCUAGAUGAGGUAAUGGAAUCACUGGUAGAAGCUGCACCAAAUGCGGCUGCACGCGCAAUUCAGGAAACUGAAGCAACACGGCGUCAUAAGCAACAGCAAAAGUCGACGAUAUCAUCUCAGUCGCACUCCUUGUCUCCGCAGAGAACCCGCAAAGCACGGAAACUUGAGCGCAAUGGACACGUCGACACAGCGAUGCACGAAGCACACACAAAGUGGCAUAGCUCACUUAAAUACGUGGAGAGUGUAGGGCCGAUCCGCGAGUCGCUACCGGCAUACGCAUCACAGGACAUGUUGUUGAAGACACUUCGAGAACAACGUGUCGUGUUAAUCGCCGGUGAGACGGGUUGUGGUAAGACGACACAAGUGCCGCAAUUUAUCCUGGACGAUGCCAUCCAGCGCGGCUGCGGGAGUCUCUGUAGCAUUGUCGUGACACAACCGCGACGUGUGUCUGCAAUGGGUGUUGCAGCGCGUGUAGCGACGGAACGAGGUGAAUCGCUCGAUACAUCUGAUAUACCGGAUGAAGCACAAGUUGGGUAUGCCAUUCGUGGUGAGCGACGUGCAAGCAAGUCAUGUCGCUUGCUGUUCACGACGACGGGUGUGCUUCUACGUCGGCUCGCGACAGGCACUGAUCCCAACCUUGAGUCUGUAUCGCAUGUGAUUGUGGAUGAAGUGCAUGAAAGGAGCACGGAUUCGGACUUUUUGCUUCUUCUUCUUCGCGAAGUGCUCGCGAGGAAUCCCUCUCUACAUAUUGUGCUGAUGAGUGCAACGAUUCAAGCAGAGACUUUCACCUCAUACUUUGACGGUGCGCCCUAUCUUUUUAUACCCGGUCGGACAUUUCCUGUACAAGAGCACUAUUUGGAAGAUAUUGUGCGGCUUACGUCGUAUCGGGUGCCUGUUCCUUUCACGCGUGAAGACGAACGCCUUAACAAGCUUGUGGAUGGCAGCAUGCUGUCAGAUGCGGAUAUUUCCACGGUGCGCGCAUUAUGUGCCUCCAAUCACACAGACUAUGAUCUGCUCGCACACACUGUUGCAUAUGCGAUGAAACGUGCUGAAAAAGUUGAUUUCACGGGCAGCCUCACAGGUCGCGCGGCCAUCUUGGUUUUUUGUCCAGGUGUGGGAGAAAUCCGACAGGCUAUGGACGCGAUUAGCGCUUUGUGCACAGACGGGGUGGUUCUCCUACCUUUGCAUGCGAAUCUAGCUCCAAGCGAGCAGCGCAAAGUUUUUCAAGCCGUUCAUAAGACGGAACGCAAAGUCAUUGUUGCAACCAACGUUGCUGAGACGUCCAUUACGAUACCAGAAGUCUGUUAUGUCGUCGAUACGGGCCGUGUACGUGAGGCUCAAUACGAUGCGCAGGCAGGUGUUUCUCGCCUGCUUGAUGCAUGGGCGUCGCGUGCAGCUUGUAAGCAGCGAGCAGGGAGAGCAGGACGUACUAUGUCUGGUGAGUGUUUCCGUUUGUACACAAAAGGUAUGGAAGAACAUCUACAACGUCCUCAGUCCAUUCCAGAGAUGCAGCGAACUCCGUUGGAAGGCGUUGUCUUGCAGGUGAAAGCCAUCCAACCAACGGGUGAUGUCAAAGCCUUCCUGCAGAAAGCCCUAGAUCCGCCUCCUCUGGAUGCGCUUGAGGCUACUCACAAAAGACUCAUCAUCGCCGGUGCCUUGCAUGCUGAGGGCGGCUAUGCAGCAAAGUUGACGCCGCUAGGCCGUCACCUCGCGCAGCUUCCAUUGGAAGUGCGCCAGGCCAAGCUCCUUGUGCUCAGUUGUUUGUUUGGCUGUGUGGAGCCAAUGUUGCAUGUUGUGUCUCUGUUAUCAUGUCGUUCGAUUGUAGCGAGCUCGUCACAGCGCGAUGAAACCAAGGCGAAGGCUCGCUCAGCUUUCUUGUAUGGCCAGAGUGAUUUGCUGUCUUACGCCAAUUUGUUUGCGACAUGGCUUGCGAUGCGGCAUGAGAGACGGCCCAUGAAGGAAGUUCGCACGUUCUGUGAUGCACAUGGCCUAUCGAUGCAGGCCCUGCAAGACGUUGAUAUGACGCGUAUAACGCUGCUGCGUCAACUGGAGGAGCUUGGCCUAAUAGGCCGCGACUAUGUGAUUUCGUACAGGUCUCAAGGCCCUGCAUGGCCAAGCAAGAUAUCGAUGUUGCCCUUGGACACAAACAGUGGCAACAUCAAUUUGCUGAGGGCACUUCUUCUUGCAUCGCUUUGGCCGUCAAUCGCACGUGUCGACCAGCCGACGGCAAAGUACAAUGCAUCUACAUCAGGCGCUGUGCUAAAGGAAGCUCAAGCGAAAGAGCUCCACUACUAUGAUGAGUCGGACGGCCGGGUCUUUCUGCAUCCUAGCUCCAUGCUCUUCCAUGCUACUAAGUACAAGACGAACUAUGUGGUCACAUUCGCAAAGAGUGCCAGUGGUGCUGCCGGACAAGCACGGACAUAUCUGCGUGAUGCGACAGAAGUGCCUUUGUACGCUCUUCUACUGCUGGGCGGGCCGUUGUACGUGGAUCAUGAAGUAGGAGGCAUUACGAUUUCCACCGGCAUAGAGGCGAGUAAGGAUGCAUGGGUCCGCCUCCGCGCAAGCACGCGGAUCGGUGUACUGUGCCGGCAGCUUCGACAGCUUCUUGAUCGAGUGUUGGAGGAGGGUGUACUAGACGUGCAAGCGCUCAGCGCUGCACACAACCAGCAUGUGGUUCAGGCCAUGAUUGCUCUGCUUGCACAAGAUGGCCUGACCUAA